This is a messenger RNA of Arachis stenosperma, 1698 nucleotides long. Its product is annotated as probable terpene synthase 2. Gene Ontology annotation, biological process: diterpenoid biosynthetic process. Gene Ontology annotation, molecular function: magnesium ion binding; terpene synthase activity. Lineage: Eukaryota; Viridiplantae; Streptophyta; Magnoliopsida; Fabales; Fabaceae. The coding region runs from base 1 to 1698 and encodes 565 amino acids. The record is from RefSeq and is a predicted model, not a curated record. The transcript has 7 exons.
AUGUAUGGUGUAGCAGCUUCAACACUUAGUUGCUUCAAUCAUAAUAAUGCAAACUUUGAAUUGCAUGAGCAUGCUCGCCAUACGGCGGAUUUUCACCCCAGCAUUUGGAAGGACUAUUUUCUUGAAUAUGCUUCAGAACCAAUGCAGGAGCUUGAUCAUAUUGGAGCACAAAUUGAAACUCUAAAGCAAGAAGUGACCAAAAUGCUUACAGCAACAGAUGAGAAACCCUUGGCAAAACUUAAUCUAAUUGACUCAAUAUGUCGUUUGGGAUUGCACUAUCAUUUUGAAUGCGAAGUUGAUGAAGUGUUACAACAAAUUCACAAGGAUUAUACCACAAAUGGGGAAAUAAAUCAUGACGACAACCUUGCUUCCCUUGCUUUACUUUUUAGAUUAUUAAGGCAACAAGGAUUUUACGUUUCCCCUAAUGUGUUCAAAAGGUUUAAGGAUGUGCAUGGAAAUUUCAAUGAAAAACUUGCCACAGAUGUUGAGGGACUCUUAAGUUUAUACGAAGCUUCACAUCUUAGGAUUCAUGGAGAAAACAUAUUAGAUGAAGCUCUUGUAUUCACUUCGAUUCACCUUAAAUCCAUUACAACCCAAUUGAGCACUUCUCUUUCAGCAAAAGUCAAUCGUGGCUUAAGUCAACCUCUCCACCAUGGCUUGCCUAGGUUUGAGGCACGAAAAUAUAUUUCAAUUUAUGAACAAGAUCCUACCCAUGAUAAAAUUAUACUCUCUCUAGCAAAAUUGGAUUUCAAUUUCCUACAAAACUUGUACCAAAUGGAAGCCGGAAAUAUUUGCAAGUGGUGGAAGGAGUUGGAUGUACCUAGGAAACUACCAUUUGUGCGAGAUAGGAUUGUGGAAUGCUACUAUUGGAGUUUGGGUGUUUACUUUGAGCCCCAAUUUUGUCGAGCAAGAAAAAUAAUGACAAAAACACUCGGCAUGUUAUCAAUCAUUGAUGAUACAUAUGAUGCAUAUGGAACAAUUGAUGAACUAGAACUUUUCACUCAGGCAAUUGAGAGGUGGGAUAUUAGUUGCUUGGAUGAUCUUCCAGAAUACAUGAGAUUAUCAUAUAGUUCUCUCUUGAAAUUUUAUGAAGAAAUGGCAGAAGAAAUGGAGAAUGAAAGGCGAGUAUAUUGCACUGACUAUUACCAAAAACAAUUUAAAAAAGUAGUCCAAGCCUACAUGGGUGAGGCGAGAUGGUUCAACAACAAUUAUACACCCACAACAGAGGACUACAUCCAUACAUCAACCAUAUCAUGCACUUACCCAUUGCUUACAACUGCUUCUUAUAUAGGCAUGGAAGAAGGUGCCACACAAGAUAUUUUCAAAUGGGUUGCUAGUGAACCCAAAAUAGUUAAAGCUUCUUCCAUUAUUUGCAGGAUCAUGGACGACAUUGUCUCCAAUGAGUUUGAACAAGAAAGAGGACAUGUUGUCUCAGUUCUAGAAUGUUAUAUGAAAGAACAUGGUGUAUCAAGAGAAGAAUCUAUUCAAGAAUCACAAAAAAGAGUAACAGAUGCUUGGAAGGAUAUUAACGAGGAAUGUCUUAGGCCAACUCAAAUUCCAAUGCCUUUUCUGGUGCGUAUGGUCAACUUAGCAAGAUACAUGGCUGUGAUGUACAAAGAUGAAAAUAGCUAUACACAUGCAGGAGGAGUAAUGAAAGAGCACAUUGAAGCUUUGCUUGUAGACGUCGUGCCAAUAUAA